AUGAGUAUUAGCAGGGGUGUUUCAGAAAUUAGCUUCGGUGGAAUAGCAGCAUCUUCUCCAGGUGGACACAGUCCUCCAAUGGGGAAUGGCACUUCGCGUCCCUCAGGUGAAGAUGAUGAUUUUGAUUGUGUUGACAUUUAUAAGCAACCAGCGCUUAAUCAUCCUUUACUCAAGGAUCACGAAAUUCAGUUAUUUCCAAAUUUCUCAAAAAAUCCGAUCGCAAGUAGUGAAUCAUAUAAGGGUGAAUCUACUCAUAAAGUUUAUAUCCAUAGUAAAGGUUGUCCAUCCGGUAUGGUACCUAUUGAGAGGACUAAAGCUAAAUAUGGUCACCAAUUUUCACAGCAAUCCCCUCGUCUACAUUUUGCAACAUUGAAUACGAUCCCCAAUACAGCAGUCCAUGGAGCACGAGCAACCAUGAACACAUGGAAUCCUAGUGUAACAAGUGGCCAAUUUAGCAUGGGUGUAAUUAGGAUUCAAAGCGGACCCCCUGCUCAACUUAAUAUCAUACAAGCCGGAUGGGCAGUACAUUCAGAUCUGUAUGGUGAUCAUAAGACACAUUUCACUAUAAGAUGGACAGUAGAUGGAUUUAGAAGGACUGGUUGUUACAAUGCGCGAUGUCCAGGUUUUGUGCAAGUGCAUCCUACAGUUAGACCAGGUUUACCUUUUAGAGAAACUUCCGUCUUUGGAGCAGAACAACAUAUUAUUGACGUUCAAAUUAUACAGGAUCGGAAUGGUAAUUGGUGGUUGGUAUCAGAGGGCAAUAUAUACGUGGGAUAUUGGCCCAAGAAAAUAUUCACUCACUUAGCACAGGGUGUUUCAGAAAUUAGCUUCGGUGGAAUAACAGCAUCUUCUCCAGGUGGACAAAGCCCUGCAAUGGGGGCUGGCACUUUGCCUUCGGCAAACUACAAAAAAACUGGUUUUUUUGAGGAUAUCAAAAUUGCAGAAUUUAGCUUCGGUGGAAUAGCAGCAUCUUCUCCAGGUGGACAGGGUUCUCCAAUGGGGGCCGGCACUUUCCCUUCCGCAAAUUACAAAAAAAACUGGUUCUGCUAA
Messenger RNA from Ziziphus jujuba (common jujube), 1050 nucleotides. Its product is annotated as protein neprosin. Bases 1 to 1050 code for a protein of 349 amino acids. The record is from RefSeq and is a predicted model, not a curated record. The transcript is spliced from 9 exons. Lineage: Eukaryota; Viridiplantae; Streptophyta; Magnoliopsida; Rosales; Rhamnaceae.